CACACAUCCAUGGAAAUGUACUAUUUACCCUUUUCAUAUUCAGUAUGGUGACCAAAAGCCCCUUUGGCUGUUUUCCACAGACGAGGAUGAGGACUUGCUGAACUUGACCUAUGAGUAUGAGAAGCAGUGUAAGGUGGCGGCAGGCCGGGUGAAGAAGCGAGUCAUAACCACAGUGAUAAAUAGUGAGGGGAGGCUUGUCCUGGCACACCGGUUCUUCAAGCCACUUCCUCCUCCACAGGAAGUUGUACUGGACACCCCCGACAAUAGCAUGUCUGUUCUCGAGAGGGUGGCAGCUUUUGUGUCCCUGAUUCCCACCUUGUCCUUCCCAUCGGACGUUGGUGACAGUGGGGACAUGUGGCUCACCUCAGAGCAAUGCUUGGAGCUGGCUAUGGGAAACCAUAUCAGUUUGGCAGUUCUGCUGUGCAACUUCUUUCAUGACCUGACGGUAAAUGGGUGGCUUCUCCUGGGAACAUCUGUCGUAGAGGGAGAGACCGCCUAUGUCCUUACUCAGGAGAACACUUGGUUUGUGUUGUGGAACCCCAGAGAUGGGAAGCAUUACCAGUCAUACGACUCCUUCUGUCCUCUAAAGACUGUCGACUGUCUGGUCAAUGGUGAAAAUGUGUGGUUCCAUCUCCAACCAACAAGAAAGAUGCCCAUCACUUUUGACGUAUCAAAUAAUGCCACAUGGAAACCCUUACUCCCCAAAGGAUUCAACUCGGACUCAUCCUCAACGCCAACAGAAAUUAAAUACCGUCCCCCUCAAAUAGGGCUGGUCAAUCACCUUCAAAGAAGGCUGGAGAUGAAACUGAAAAGUUGUGUGAUGGACUGGAGAAGCCCCCACCCGACACGCUGGAGCCCCCGCUGUGCAGCCAUGCUCUCGGAGGUCAUGCAGAAGCUUGAGAGGAACCCAGCCUCUGACACAAUAGCGCUAGAGAUAGACAGGCUGCUGGACACCAUGAAGGAUUACAAGGUGACUGGUUUCCCCAUUCAUAUGGCCUACCAAGACAUGAGCACAGUGAUCGAGGCGGUCUACAACACCAGAAUCCACAGCACUGAGAUCCCUGGGACAGAGUUUGCUCUCUCCACCUACAUCCACCCAUACCCCAACCACAUCCUGUCGGUGUGGAUAUUCCUGGCAACGCUGGUCAAACACCAGCAUGGCGUGUUCUAUGUUCCUUCAGUACACAAGCACUGAGACACCCUGGUUGUGUUCAUUAGGCACCAAAUGGAAGGAAACUGACAAAAAAACAGGGAGGGACUACCUAUAACCCUUUUUAUGUUAUACUUUUUUUUUGCAUGCCCGUAUGAACAAAAUCUCUGCCUUUCAGGGUCAGCUUUUCCUAGUCGUUUUUCUACUGUGGGGAAAGGAAUGCAGAGCGAUUCAGACCAAGUGAUUGAAUCCACAAACCUGUACAUAGCAAAUUAAUGGAAAUACUGCACAAUAAAAUUGUCCAUAAAUAUGCCAGCAACAUGAAACCUAUAUUUGUUAAACCCUUGAUUAGCACAUAUCCGGUAUGUUUUCAAGUUCACAAUAUGGUUUGUGAAAUGUUUUAGGCAAUAUUUGUUGAUGUAUGCAUAAAGCCUUAUAGGCCAAUUGAUAUACAUACUACUGGCAUUAGCAGAAUGAUAAUAAUAUUGAUGCAUAAUUAAAAAAUAUACCA
Molecule: messenger RNA, 1661 nt
Organism: Oncorhynchus mykiss (rainbow trout)
Lineage: Eukaryota; Metazoa; Chordata; Actinopteri; Salmoniformes; Salmonidae
Source: RefSeq, a predicted model, not a curated record